Messenger RNA from Dreissena polymorpha, 4947 nucleotides. RefSeq lists its product as uncharacterized. NCBI's taxonomy places the organism in Eukaryota, Metazoa, Mollusca, Bivalvia, Myida, Dreissenidae. Gene Ontology annotation, molecular function: protein binding. The record is from RefSeq and is a predicted model, not a curated record. The transcript has 22 exons. The coding region runs from base 429 to 3200 and encodes 923 amino acids.
GUGUUUGUUUCAUGUUUAAACACAGCUAGAAAAGGUUCUACUGCUUUAAAUAAGGAAGCUUUUUUAAUAUCAGCAAUCAUAGUUUUCACGUUAUCGAUACAAUUGACGAUACUAAUAUGUAAAGAGACACGCAUUUGCCUUGGAAACGAAAAUUGCAUUGGGAGUUAGGAUCUAAAACUUGCAAAAUGCGCGCAAAUAAGCUGUCAAUGGAUGCAAUAUGUUAACUAUUUGACGAACGGUAUUAACAAGUUUUGGUAAAGGUAAACGCGACACAAGCGCUCGACGCAACGAUAGUUGUAGUUUUAAACAGCAGCCGUAGAAACUACCUCAAGAUUUGUGAGAAGAUUGUACGUUCGGACGUCAGAAGGACAAGUCAUCUGGUUCGUUUCCCUCUACAGACCGUAAUAGUUGACAUUUAAAAGCUGAACAUGGACGCGCUGGCGCUCAGUGGAACGGAGAGUGAGUUUAGUUCCAGGAGGAGCUCCUUCAUAGACCGCGUGCAAAACAAGCGUCGGAAGGAUUCCGUGGCACCCUUUGUACUAUCUUAUGACGCGACAGACCUUGACCGGAAGUCAUCGCAGGGGUCGGUGCUUUCGGUAGCUAGUAGCCCGGAUAUUGUCAGCGGAACGGACAGAGUUCGCAGCAUGAACAGGAGACUCAGUCUGAAGCCACCGAGUAAUGUUUAUAACGAACGCCGAAAGAGCCGGAAGUCGGUGUCAUUUGACCGGAAGUUUUCAAGUGGAAAUCACAAGGUACACUGCGACUGUGGGCGAAAUUUCACCAUACCGUGUAUGGAGGAUGGUGGUGUGGCGAUAUCAUCAUGCCCGUCAUCACAAGUGCCAGCAAUCACGUUGUCGCGUGUGAACAGUAAACACUUUGUUCAAGCUAUUGAAGCGGAGACGUCGCCGCUCUCAUCAACCCCCGAUAACAAACUGUCGACUGAGAAGCGGAAGUCCCUGGUGGAUACCAUCGAAUGCAUCAAAACUGAGGCGGAAAAUGACCAAGCCAUACUGCAAUGUUGCCAGCAAUUGGGGAAGUCGGAUGAUCAAGAUUCUUUGGAAAUGGUCUUGUCCCGACAAAGCGCCGUCAAAAGCUUACUGGAGGUGCUUGCCAAAUAUGUAACGAAACCAGAAAUACAACUGGAGGCCUGUACGUCACUCUUGAUACAGAUCAAGUGUUCAGAGGCCACUCUUCACUAUCUGACGGAGAAUGAGGGAAUAGAGAGGCUCCAUGACAUUCUGACGUCAUACGUUGUCGACUCAAAGCUCCUCAUCGUGGUUCUGGACAUCUUCGGUUAUUACUCUUUCCAAGACGAAUGGAGAUCGGUACUCAUAGAAAAGGUGAACCCUGCCGAGUUUCUGCGCAUCAUGUCGUGCCACAACCGAAAUUCGACGGUCGUGGAAAAAUGCUGCGUGGUCCUGGAAAAUCUGGCUUUAUCAGAGGACAUAGCGCGGUCGAUGAUGUAUGUUGGCGGCGUACACAGCAUCUUAUCGAUGAUGUCCAGGUAUGACCAGAACGUUGAGGUCCUUAAACAUUGCUGCACCACUCUGGGGACGUUUGCAUCACACGAUGAAACUUGUCAAGUCGUGGCGGAAGCAGGAGCCGUGUCGUCAGUGAUGUCAGUGAUGUCGUCAUACACCAACAACGCGGAAGUACAACAGAGUUGUUGCUGGGCGCUGGCAAGUCUUUCGCGAUCAGGUACCGUAUGCCUGGAUCUUUUGAACUUGGGCGCCGUCAAGCUCGUAAUGAAUGCAAUGAGCAAUUUCCAGAUAGAGACCUCCAUACAGGAAUACGGUUGCUGGACGCUGUGUAACCUGGUGGUUCUAGCCACCAAGAUGGACGACGCUGAGUGCGAGGCGGCGGUGGAAGUGUUCAUCGACUGCACGCAGGCAUUCAGCGGCAACGUGGAGUUGCUCGAGCACAUCUGCUUUGGGCUCAACGCUCUGGUAGCCGUCAAAGAGUGCGUGCAUGCCACCGUGGUGAGACACGACGGUAUCAGCAAGCUUAUCGAGCUCAUGAAGAAGUACGAGCUCAAUGUGGACAUUCAGGUCAACAGCAGCAAGGUCAUUGGCAACCUUGCCGUCAAUGACAACUUCCGUCGGUACGUUGAGGACAUGGGCGCCUCGGAGGCGGUCAUCUCGUCCAUGUUGGGGCUCGAAAAGAACCGCCAGAUCCAGAUGGUAGGCUGCAUGACUCUAACCAACAUAUCAGCAGAGGAGGCCGACAACAAGUUUCGAAUCUUGAAAAACGGUGGCGUCCACGCUGCUCUGCAUGCGAUGAAAAAAUUUAAGGACGAUGAGAGCAUCAAUUUGAACGCGCUGAAACUCUUCUGCAAUCUCAUCGAGUCAGAUAAAGGAUGCUGGUGGAUAGCCGAGGAGUCCGGUAUCCAGGUCAUAUCGAUGGCGUUGAAACAUUUCUCCGCGAAUGAAGACAUCAUGGCGUUCGGCUGCACCUGCCUGGCCAAUCUUCCCAGGAGGGGAAUGAACAAGGUGGCGCUGGAGAGCGCGGAAUCCAUGCUGCUCUACCUCAAACUCAACCAGACGUUGAACGUAGACAUGGGUAAAGCGGUCUGUACGUUCUACGAGAAUGCGCAAAGGGCGGGUACGAGUUUUCGUUUAGGUACGGACUGCUUGAAGCUUGUCGACCACAAGGCCAUAGGAAGGGUACUGCAAAUCAUGGACGAGUUCUUGGAGGAUGAAGACAUCCAAGUCAUCGGCUGUAAACUUUUUGCACACAUAGCUCUUGGUGAAGACGUGCAUCUGCUUCCACGGGAAGCGUUGUCCAAGAUGACCACAGUCAUGCGGACACUUGCGGACAACGUGGAGGUACAGCUUCUGGGAUGCGGCACGAUAUCCUGCCUAUCAGGAAAAGAGAGCGGCCUUCUGUCGCUGGAGAGCCUAUGUUGCCUCGAGGCGGUGAUCGAGAGCAUGCACGUGCACCCCAAAAACGCCGAGCUACACUGCGUGUGCCUUCUAGCCAUCGAGAAUAUGUGCCAGGCAGAUGUCGUAAGGGGCAAUAACAUCCAGAAAGUGUGUGACAGCAUCACGCGCUCCAUGAAGCUGCACGAUGAUAACACUGAGAUAAUGGCUGCCGGAAAUCACGUGCUCACCAUAAUCGGGAAGGGAUUUCACAAGCAGAACGGUGACAUUCAGCGGACAGACGCAGAAGUGCCCCCUUACUGCAGCCUAUCAUGCCGGUGAUCAAGCGGAAGAGCGUCACAGAGGAGCUGCUGGGCGUGGCGACGGCGGCGAUCCAGAAACUGCGCACGUUCACGGAUGACGUAAUGGAGUGUGACCAUGGGGACUCUGAGGAGGACGCGGAAACGGAUGCUACACACUUUCAUGUAAAGUUUGAUCGCAAGUCUGUUUAAACAUGUAUAUGUUGUUUUUGUUUUGAUGUUGGGUUCUCUAUAUGACAAACACUGGCGAAGGCUACACACUAUUUUCAUAUACAGUUCGAUCGCAAGUCCUUUUAAACAUUUACCUGUUGGUGUUAAGUUGUUUUAUUCUGAACAUGACAACGAUGUUUGUAUUCUACUAUUUUCUAGAGCUUGUUCGGAUAUUUUACCGCGUACAAGCAUAAAAGGUACUUUUAUUUGGGUGACUUUGUUUUCGUGCAUUUCUACAAAUCAUGAUCAUUUAUUUGCAAAAACUCAUAUGAGAACUACGGUGUUUAUUGGUAGAAAAUUUUGUUUUAAAAAGCACAUUCGUUAUGCAUAAAAUAGGAAACGACCAACUUUAAUGAAUCAAAUUUUUUAUUCAAGAUGCUAAAAUUGCAUUUUCAACAUUUUAUUUUUGUUUUGUUAUUAAAUUGUGUAAAGCCAUUCUCUCAUGUGCUAUUUUACAAUGAAAGUAAUCAACGUGCAUGAAGAUUGAUUGCGUUAUUGUUACCUUUAAUAAUGGACUCAAAGAUCUGACUAGAUAUUAUACAUAGCGGAUGUGUAUCUUAAUGCAUUUGCAUAUGUUUAUGCUUGUUAAGGACGGUGUGAAGAAUGACCAAUUCUGCGUUCACCAUUUAAAGCGACUUGCAUACAGGUUAUUUUGGCCUUAUAAAAUGCCCUAAAUGACUAGAUUUAAAAAUCUGAACUAUAGUAAAAGUAUAACAAAAAUGGGGGGUUUUAAAUUAAAAAAAUAUUUAAAGACUUAGACUUAAAGUGUAACCACUCGGUAUCGUGACUUUUAAACUUCAUUUAAGCGAUCCAUGUGUUUUGACAUGAUUUAAUGAAAACUACAGAAUCUCUUAAACGUAUUUGAUCUUUUCGCGUCUGUAACGCUUUAUAAUUUGUUGGUUUCCAAUGAUGAUUAUUCAUUACGGAAAAUGUAUUUUCAAAGUUUUCUUCAUUACUGUUAAUUUGGUCAUUUUCCUAAAGUAUUCUUUAAGUUUUUGAAUCUGUGACAUAUAUUGUGAAAGUUGUCAUUUCGACAAUCGGCGAACAAGACACUUUAAGUUGAAAUGCGUUUACAUGUGAUUAAUAAUUGUUUCUAUCCUAGAAUGAAAAUUAUCAACUAAAUACUUUAUCUUUCAAAGUAAAGACGUUAACAUAUUGAAAAUAUCUACGAGAAUUCAAUGUGCGCCUCUUAUUUGUGUAAUAGUUGUACAUGUAUAUCGUCUCUGCUCACUUAACAACGCAUGUUAGAAUAUUGUAUUGUUUUGAAGACUUAAUUUCUUUUUUUUCCAACAUUAUAUGAACGUUUGUGUUCUUGUAUGUCAAUUUACUAUUACUUGAUUAAAUAUCAUUGAUCUACCAUUUUACUUAUCACAAUUGGCGAAGUAAUAUAACCGUUCCUUACUCUAAACUGCAAACUGAUGCCACUACAUUGUCCUGUAAAGAGUUUCAUUGUUUAUAACAUAAUAAAUGCCCUUUUAGGCACAUUUUUGGUUUUGAACGUAUAAUUUGUUUUGAUUGUCUGUCCAUAUUGCUGAAUGCUGAAUAAAUGGUUAUGUUAU